GCGUCACUUCCUUGUUUGUCUACCCACUGCUGGUGGCGACCCCGCCCACAGCUGUGAUUAUUGUGUCUGGUACAGGAACGCGGUCCGGGUUUUACGCUACAAAAACCUCCUCGUCUGGACUAACUACUGGAGACAGAAGAAGGAGGGUGGUCUGAAGCGGGUCUGACAGGCGCUUGGUCCGGGUUGGAACGGGUUUGACCCGGUCUGGACCCUUGGUAAAGAGAGACGGAGGGAAAGUUUGCUUCAGUUUCGGUUCACGUCUCUGCAGCGCCGCCGGCAGCCAUGUUCAGGUAGAGACCGGCUCCACGGCGCCCACCAUGCGGAAGCAUCUGGACAGGAUCCGCUUCCGGGGCCAGAGGCGGGACGAGUUCCUGGACCUGGUCGAUUCGCCCUACACGUCGGACACAGAAUGCACCGAGGAGGCCGUGACCAAAGCGCCGGUCUCCGUCAGGGAGGCGGAGGAGCUGAGGGAGGCGGAGGUAGAGCUGCACAGUGACGCUCAGGCUGGUCCAGGAUCAUUUUCUGCAGCUCUCCAAGACGACUCGAGGACGGAUCUUAAUGAGGUCAAAGGUCACCUAGAAAUCGCCUUGUUAGAGAAACACUUCCUGCAGGAGGAGCUGAGGAAACUCAAAGAGGAGUCCAACGUGGACUCUCUGAGACAGGAGCUGGAGAGGGAGCGCAGCAGGUGCACCGAGCUGGAGCAGAAGAUCCACGACGUCCUGAAGCCCAGACCUGAAGACUCCCCUUCUCAGACACCCAAAGCCCCGUCUCCGUCUCCGUCUCCUCCUCCACCUGCAGUCAGCAGUACAGACAAACAGAAAGACACUUUGUCCAACAGCGUCCUGAAAUGGCUUUACGAUCGUUUUGGCGUUUAUAUCGAGGACUUCAGCUUCCAACCGGAGGAGCACACGGUGGAGGCGGAGGAGCCGCUGAGUGCCAAGAGGUUGACUGAAAACAUGAGGCGUCUCAAACGAGGAUUCAGACCUCUGACCAACUUCAAGAGGAACCUUACUGCCCUGUCCAGCUGGAACUCUGUCUACACGUCAGCCAUCGCAUUCAUCGUCUACAUGUACGCAGCGUGGCAUGGCUGGGCCGUCCCCAUGUUCCUGUUCCUUGCCAUCCUCCGACUGUCCCUAAAUUGCCUCAUCGCCAGAGGCUGGAGGAUCCAGUGGAGCAUCGUACCUGAAGUCUCAGAGCCGGUGGAGCCUCCCAAAGAAGACCUGACUGUCUCAGAGAAGUUCCAGCUGGUUCUGGACGUCGCUCAGAAAGCUCAGAAUCUGUUUGGGAAGAUGGCCAACAUCCUGGAGAAAAUAAAGAAUCUGUUCAUGUGGGUUCAGCCCGAGUUGACUCAGAAGCUGUACGUUGGUCUGUGGGUGGCCUUCAUCUCCUCCUGCCUGCUGCCGUUCAAACUGCUGGGAUUCUUCAUAGGUGUGUACGCAGGUAUAAAGUUCUUCAUCAUCGACUUCAUCUUCAAAAGCUGUCCCAAGCUGCGGCAGCGCUACGACACGCCCUACAUCAUCUGGACCAAUCUACCCACCGACCUGCAGCUGAAGGAGCGCGGCAACACCACGCUGAGCAGACGGCCCACUGCGACGAGCACCCGAGGGAGCGCCAGCGCUGCAGCUCCUCUGGGUGUCAGCCGGGACGAGGACGGAGGACGGUACCACAGCACCAAGAGAGGAGCUUUCCAUGAAGUCUUCAACCUGCCGGAGAGUGAGCGCCCUCUGACAGUGUGUGAGAACGGCUGGCGCUGCUGCCUCAUCAACAGAGACAGGAAGACACCGACAGACUACAUCCGCAACGGAGUCCUCUACGUCACCGAGAAUCAUCUGUGUUUCGAGAGCUCCAGCUCCAGAUCUGGAUCCUCCAAGAGAAACAAAGUCAUCAAACUGCUCGACAUCACCGACAUCCAGAAGUACAAAGUUCUGUCUGUGCUGCCUGGAUCUGGGAUGGGCAUCUCCAUAGCGACACCAUCCACACAAAAGCCGAUGGUGUUCGGCGCGAUGAUCCACAGAGACGAGGCCUUCGACGCCAUCUUCGCUCAGUACAUGAAGAUCGUUGGCAUGGCUACAGCCACCGAACCGGAGACAUAGUGUCGCCUUCGCACGCACAAACGCUGCACCUUUCUCACUAUAUUCACCAGUGACGUCGUCACACAGCUGCUGACGUCCGAUUGAGCUCCUCUCGCAUGAUCAGGGUCAGCUGAUCGAUUUAAUAUAGAGCUCAACGGUAAGCUUCCAGAUGUGAAACUCCCAUUUCAUUUUCUCCAUAAGGAUCUUGAUUAUUAUCCGUUAUGUCUAAACCAUCCAAGAUAGACUUACUAUGAG
Messenger RNA from Etheostoma cragini (Arkansas darter), 2327 nucleotides. RefSeq names its product GRAM domain-containing protein 4-like. The coding region runs from base 318 to 2093 and encodes 591 amino acids. The record is from RefSeq and is a predicted model, not a curated record. NCBI's taxonomy places the organism in Eukaryota, Metazoa, Chordata, Actinopteri, Perciformes, Percidae. The transcript has 19 exons. Gene Ontology annotation, biological process: apoptotic process; negative regulation of toll-like receptor 9 signaling pathway.